CUUGGUUAACCUCCCUACCUUUCCCUCUUUGUUUCUCUCUCUCUCUCUCUCUGCCAAAGACUUUCGGCGCUAUAACUCAUAGUGCAUUUGCUCAGAAGUUCCGGUUAGUCGAUAUACGAUUCUUCGUCCACAGCGGGGCUACUCCAGUGGAGGCAGUGCUAGGCCUGUCGCUUGCAACGCCCGUAGAACGUCCGCACGCGUCGACACGCCACAAUGACUAGCUGUAGGAGGGCUGUGCUGCUGGCGCUUGGACUCUGGAAGAGGAUCCUCAUGGUUGCCAUUCCACUCUUGCUGCUGCCUCUGUUGUCCUUGGAAGACGGGAUGAAAUCUCGCUGCGCCUACGUAGUCGGCGUCGUGGGGCUAUACUGGAUCGCAGAGCCUAUCCCACUGGGAGCCACGUCCCUCAUCCCCAUCGUGCUGCUCCCGAUGCUCGGAGUACUCUCAACGGAGAGAACCUGCCAGUUGUACAUGAAUGACACAAACAUCAUGUUUGUAGGCACUUUGAUAAUGGCCAUCGCUAUUGAGCACUCGCAGUUACACCAAAGAAUCGCCCUCAGGACGCUCUGUCUGCUGGGAACCGGCAUAAAGACGCUGGUAUUCGGCCUGAUGUUCAUCUCCAUGUUCUUAUCAAUCUGGAUCAACAACGUGGCCAUCGCCGCCAUGAUGAUACCCGUGGUAGACUCACUGUUGCAGGAGCUGCUGCAUGAGGGGCGAAACAGCCCUUCGAUACCAGGCGAAGACGUCGAGGAAACACUAGGUCUGACUGAACGACAAGAAAAGAGUACUGUCGCCAACGCAAGCGCCAUCCUGUUUGCACACCAAGACAGCCAGAAGUCACCCGUGCUGAUAAUUCCUAUCCCUGCACCCGCCAAGGAAAGCCACGUCGAAGUGUCUGAGAAGCGCCGCAUUCGAGUGCUCCUCUACCUGAGCGUUAUCUACGGCGCCAACACGGGCGCAAUCACCACCAUCACGAGCGCUGCUUCCAAUGUCGUCUUCAAGUUCAUCAUUGAGGACUUGUACGCAGAACGGGCUCCGGUCGACUACGCGUUAUGGCUGUUCUUCGCCCUGCCGGCAACGAUUAUCAGCACGGCCAUUAUUUUCGUCACUGUACUGCCUGUGUUCUUCCGGUGUAAAAGGCCAAGCGUUGGCAAAGAAAGCAGCAGCUCUGCCAUGGAAGCUGUUCGGCGCAACUACGCGGCCCUCGGACCAAUGAGAUUCCACGAGGUGGCCGUCUUACUGCUGUUCACGCUGCUGGUUUUUCUCUGGCUAUUCCGGGACCCCAUGUUCGCCAGAGGCUGGGCGACAUUGUUUGGAUCGAUGAAACCGAAAGACGCCACUGCGGUCAUGAUCCCGGUUGUUCUGCUGUUCAUGAUUCCCGCUCAACCAUGGGAGGGAGCCAAGAGCCCCGGACUUGUCACAUGGCCUGUGGUGCAGGCAAAGCUGCAGUGGAGUGUCAUCCUGCUCAUCGGCAGUGGUUUUGCCAUGGCCGAAGCCAUGAGGGUCUCCGGUCUCUCCUUGCUCCUCGGUCAACAGCUCGGCCGCUUAUCCCACCUACCCGAAGGUGUGCUCAUGAUAUGUCUCAGCAUUCUGUGCUCGUUCAUGUCGGAGCUAGUCAGCAACGCCGGCACUGUCACGGUUCUGCUGCCCAUAUUUGCAGUUCUGGCUGAAGACCUGCACAUAAACCCCCUGCUCUUUAUGAUACCGGCCACCCUCACCAGCAACUUUGCCUUCAUGCUGCCAGUGGGGACUCCAGCGAAUGCCAUUGUUUACGAGCACGCGCGUCUGAAGGUGUCCGACAUGGUCCUUCCCGGUCUCCUAGUAAAGGCCAUCACAAUAUUCACAACCGUGGCCGUGACCUUCGUGCUCGGAGACCCGAUCUUCGGCAUGUUCAGCGAAGCGGACUGGGUGCUAUCCGUCGUCGCGGCCAAUAUCAGCGGCCCCACUACUUCCCCCGCACGUUAGCCACGACGUCGACAGCAUGUGCGGCUGCGACUCUGACGUUGCACAAGCAGAUGGCCCGCAGUGGUCGCACAGUGGCUAUGUCGUUCUGCUGCUGACCACGAGGUCACGGGUUCGAUUCAAAGACGCGGCGGCUCCAGUGUUGCUUUGGGAUGUUCAACUGUCCAAACCAAUCAAUCCAACAGCUGUUAGCACUAAAGGACGUUUGCUGCCAGCAGUGUUCGCCGCCCCGGCGAGGACGAUAUACAGAACUACAGGCGAAGUCUGCGUGCGCGAACUUGUGCCAUUGCGCAGCUCUGAUGAGAUUUGUGAUGACACUUGUUCACAGGUCGGGCUGACACUCUCGCCUGUGGUGUUGAUAAUAAAUGUUCACUUGUUAUGUA
Messenger RNA from Dermacentor silvarum, 2342 nucleotides. RefSeq names its product solute carrier family 13 member 5-like. Gene Ontology annotation, cellular component: membrane. The transcript is spliced from 13 exons. Gene Ontology annotation, molecular function: succinate transmembrane transporter activity; citrate transmembrane transporter activity. NCBI's taxonomy places the organism in Eukaryota, Metazoa, Arthropoda, Arachnida, Ixodida, Ixodidae. Gene Ontology annotation, biological process: citrate transport; monoatomic anion transmembrane transport. The record is from RefSeq and is a predicted model, not a curated record. Bases 214 to 1962 code for a protein of 582 amino acids.